Molecule: messenger RNA, 357 nt
Organism: Opisthorchis viverrini
Lineage: Eukaryota; Metazoa; Platyhelminthes; Trematoda; Opisthorchiida; Opisthorchiidae
Exons: 2
Coding region: 1-357 (118 amino acids)
Source: RefSeq, a predicted model, not a curated record
AUGGUGCACAUCGAAAAAUAUGGAGAUGGAGAAAGCUUUUGCUACUGGAAACAGCCGUGCCCUAUACCAACUAAUAAGAUCAACUGGCUAGAGGAACACAACGCUCAGACGUGGCUUCUUAUUAUUCAUUCGCCAAUUUCAACUCUUAAAGUAGAGAGAUUACCCUUGAUUGACCGUAAUCACCUUCCUCAUCAGAGUCCAACCGUUUGGCUAUCCUGUGACGCAUUCCGGGACGUUCCCUCGGUGUGCAUUUUCAGAUGGCACAUGAUCUACUAUGACCUUGGCGUCAUACCUAUUCCACGAAUCCAUAAUAUAAAACGGUUUCAUGUCGAAAUGCUUGUACACCACUUAACAUAA